UUAUUUGCAAAAAAUAAUUGUAUUUACUCACGUGCGCGCUGGACAAGUGUUCGGCAAUAAAUAGAUAACUCUAUUUUUCACGAAAAUUGAAAAAAAUUGAUAUAUCUUGGCUAUGGGCGAAGAAGAGAAAGAAGAGAAAACAGCUCGCGAGUAUGAAUGGAUGGUGAGACCAUGCAUGAUAUACAAGGAUGAGUACAACGAUUGUACCAGUGUAAAGGCUCGUUUCAAUCAAUACUUUAUCUUCGGCGAAAAGAUUGACUGCAGUCAAUGGGAAACCGAUUAUCGCAAUUGCUAUCAAUGGCAAAAGCACAAGUCAGAAGAGGCAUAUGAGGAGCUGAUUAAGAGCGAAAAGCAGCGCCGGGCGCAGCGAUUGCACGCGCAUUACGCGAACGACGUCUGGGAGAAAAGGGAAAAACCGCCAGAGAACUGGAAUGCCCCUCUGCCCGAAUGGAUGCAAAAGAAGUUUGAAAACUCGUAUCUUCACAUACGAAGCCAAGAGAUGAAGCAGGGCGCGGAGGUAUCCUCCCUUGACACGAAAUGUACUAUAUCAUAACAGCAGAUUUCUUAUCUCAAGAUUAAGUGUAGCUUGUGUAUAUGUGUAUUUAUUAUUUAAGUCGAGUCAUGUGUGUACAGUAAUAUGUAGAAAGUUUUGCAACCUGUGAGUAAACAUGAAGUCAUGAUGUGACAUUAGAUAUCUUAUCUUGAGGCGCAA
Molecule: messenger RNA, 712 nt
Organism: Solenopsis invicta (red fire ant)
Lineage: Eukaryota; Metazoa; Arthropoda; Insecta; Hymenoptera; Formicidae
Product: UPF0545 protein C22orf39 homolog
Exons: 4
Coding region: 113-553 (146 amino acids)
Source: RefSeq, a predicted model, not a curated record